This is a messenger RNA of Linum trigynum, 3649 nucleotides long. NCBI's taxonomy places the organism in Eukaryota, Viridiplantae, Streptophyta, Magnoliopsida, Malpighiales, Linaceae. The record is from the annotation of a GenBank genome assembly.
GACAAAGAAUUAAACAAAGCCAAAUCACACUCGCUAUACUUCCCAUUUUCUUUUCCCCCUUAUUUGUUACUUUUCUCAAACAUUAUCGGUUAAUACUAUCUUUCCCCGUCCAAUUUCCACCUUCUUUUUCAUUCUCUCUUUUGUUUUCGUCCUUUUCAUUAAACAAGAAUACGAGCAUGACAUGAGCACGAAUAGGCACAACACGAUUCGAACCGUGCCCGGGCCUGGGCCGGACCUAACAAAGGUAACAAAUGGGCUCGCAUGGCACGACAUGAAAACUGACGGAUCGUGCCAAGCACGACACGAAAUAAAUAGGCUCAAACCGUGCUCGUGCCGUGCCGGGCCAAACACGGCCCAACGUGCGUCUUGUCUAUCCCUACAGAAUGCAUAUAAGGUUGCGAACCCGCGGCCGGGUCUAGUUCCUCUUCUUAAAGAUGAUUCCAUGGGUUUGACUUUUGAGCGGAUCGAUCCUCCCGUCAUCCCUAUGCCUCCUUUUAUCCGUUGUAACUCUUUUUAUUCUUGACCUUUUGGUCUCCCCUUAUGCAAACAAAAAAAAAAAAAAUGCUCUGUUCCUCAUAUAAUUAAUACUGGCAGCAGCCACGGGGAUUGAAGGAGACGCUCGGGGAGCGAUUCCGAUUGGUGAAUUUCGUUUGCUUCCGUGUUGCUGUCGUUCCGCCGGCGCCAAUCGCUGUAGCGCGGGAGAGAGAGGAUGGUGAUUGCGGCGAGGGGGAGAUGAAUGGAAGAGGAACUGCGAUGCUGCGCGGCCGUCGGCGGCCGAUUUGACGAGUGAGUGGAAGAUUAAUGGAGCGGGAUUGCGGGAAGAGAGAGUAAAAGGGAAAUGAGUGGAUGAGAGAUUGCUUUAACAUAGCGACUCUAUCCGAUUGACGCGUCCGUUGACUAGCGUCUUCUUGAGGGUUGACUAUAAACUGUUAAGUCUAUACACAACACUUGGAUUGGAUCUCCUCCUUCAUUCCCCACUCCCUGCUCAUUCCUCCACAGCAGAAAGUCGAGGGCUUGUGAUCAACUCCUAAAGAUUGUGAAUUGGUUCUCCGGAUUACGUUUAGGUAAGAACCCAGAUCUCAAAUUUCACUGUUGUGGUUUGUGUUUCCAGUCUGUUGAGGUUUUGUUGGUAGCAGACACUUUUUACUCGUGUUCAUUGGCUGGAAAAGAACGGAACAGAUGUUGUCUAGUUUCGUGGCUGUGUAUUUUGUAGAGUUGUAUAUGAUCCGGUCUAGUUUCGUGACUUAAAUUUUGUUGCUUGUUUCAUCUGCAGAAGAGGAUGGAGCUAACCGGGUUGAAUGCUAUCGCUUCGUCAUCCCGUUCCCCAGAUCCUCUUCCAGCGGUAGAGUACGAGGUAUUCCUGAGCUUUCGAGGUCCUGAUGUCCGCACGACUUUCGCCGAUUUCCUCUAUAGACUCCUGGAUCGUCCCAAGAUACGGACCUUUCUUGACGAUGAAGAGCUUCGCAAGGGUGAGAAGAUUGCUCCUUCUCUCGUAAAGGCAAUUGGGGAGUCCAGAAUAUACAUCCCGAUCCUUUCCCCGGGUUAUGCAUCUAGCAAAUGGUGCCUCCAGGAGCUAGCUCUGAUGAUGGAGCAUUGCAAGAAAGAUGAAGGUCGUCACAUAAUGUUGCCCAUUUUCUAUUUCAUGGAGCCUAGAAAUGUGCGGCAUUGUAGAGGCUCCUAUGAACAAGCGUUGGAACAACAUAGUUUGAAAUAUGGCGAAGACACCAUUAGGGCUUGGAAGGAUGCUCUCAAAGAGGUCGGGGAUAUGAAAGGAUGGCACGUGACCGAGUCAGAUAGACUGGGAGCAGUGGCAGAAGAAGUUUUCUCUAGAGUGUGGUCACAUAUAAAGGGAAACUACAUGUUAGUGACGAAUGAGUUGAUUGGAAUUGAUUCUCACGUAAACCAAGUGACGGAAUUGCUGAAGUCGGAUUUUGAAAGCGGCGUCAAUAUCGUAGGCAUUCAUGGUAUGGGUGGUAUCGGCAAGACAACUAUCGCCAAGGCUGUCUAUAAUAAGGUCUUUACACAAUUCGAGCGUCAUUGUUUUAUGGAAGAUGUACGAGAAAUACUAUCGUUAAAGAAUGAAGGACUUACAACUCUGCAAAGUAAGAUUAUUUCUAGCAUUCUGAGGGAUGAUCACAAGGUUAGAGAUGUUAGUGAAGGAAUCCACAUUAUAAAAGAUAGAGUAUUCCCCCACAAGGUUCUCAUUAUUCUCGAUGAUGUGGAUGAUCGAUUUACGUUUGAGCAAAUCUUAGGUGAUGUAAGAAAAAUUUCCCCCGAGAGUAGAUUUAUCAUCACAACAAGAGAUAAAAGAGUACUAGAGUUGCUUCAAGUAUCUAAGCUCUAUGAGCCUGGAGGGUUGAGUCAUGACCAUUCCCUUCAACUUCUAAGUAGACAUGCAUUUAGAAUGGAUAAUCCACUUGAAGACAUGGCAACCCUGUGCGAGGAGUUUGUAGAAGUUGCAGCGGGGCUUCCUUUGGCUCUUGAAGUUAUAGGGUCGCUUUUGUUUCGUAGAGAGAGAAAAUUCUGGGAAGCGAAGUUGAUAGAACUUAAGAGAAUUCCUCCUGCCAAGGUGCAAGAGAGAUUGGAAAUAAGCUAUGAUGAGUUGAGUGGUAGUGAAAAACAAAUUUUUCUCGACAUUGCUUGUGUUUUUAUAGGAAGAAACAAGGAGCUGCCUUUCUAUAUGUGGAGCGAUUACAAUUUUAAUCCAGAAAGUGGAAUUAGUACACUUAUUUUGAGGUCCUUGAUCAAGGUGGAUGAGUAUAACCAGUUUUGGAUGCAUGAUCAUGUAAGAGACCUUGGGCGAAUGAUAGUUCGUGAAGAAGAUGAUCAACAUCCUUGGAAGCGCACAAGAAUAUGGUCCAACGAGGAUGCGGUGGAUAUGUUACUCAAUGGAGAGGGAACUGACCGGUUGGAAGUUCUUAGAGUUAACAUGGCAGAUGAGGAUACUGAGCUCACAGAGAAAGAAUUUCAUAAAUUUCUGGACUGAGGUACCUCGAAGUUUCUUUUGGAAGGCUGACAGGAAAUUUCCAUAAUAUUCUUCCGAAUCUACGUUGGCUUAUUCUUCGUCAUUGCGGUUCAAUCCCUAUCGAUUUCAAUGUGAAGAAAUUGGUAAUUCUGGAUCUGACGGAAUGCCCUGUAAGAGAUGACUGGAGAUGCUGGGAUAGAAUAAAGGUUAUUAAUCUUCGUGUUCAUUUCAAUUUAUGAUGAUCAAAAUUUUUUGUUUAAUGUGAUAUCAUAUGGACGUGUGAACGUACGGUCAAAAUAAUAUAUUUAGAGGUUUCAUAGAAUACGAAUUUUAAAAAGUAUUGGUGCUUUCGUUUUAAAAGAAAGGGAGGGAAGUUUACCAAUGACAGCAGGAAUUUCGGUCAACACCGAUUCUUCUAUUUUGAUCUCCUGCAGAUUCUGAAGCCUUCCCAUAUCACCUAUUAACUUUGUUAUAUUAGUGCCCUCAAUGUUUAGCACUCUCAGAUCCUUCAAAUUGCCAAUGUGAAGUUCCCCGCCCAUAUUCGAAGAAAACAUGAAAUCUAUCCGUUCUAGACUUGUACAACGGAACAAGUCCGGGGCUCUUGUCACUUCCUUGCAGAACGUUACACUUAUAGUUUUCAACCUGUGUCCCUCCUGGAUCCAAUAACAAAAUAUGUUAUAAGGG